AUGGAUUUGCUUGCUGGUGAGACCAAUGCUUUCCUAAAGGGAUGCAUCGAGGAGCUUGUGAAGGCACUUGCAAAGCAGAAUGCUUUGUGCCAGCGGAUCAAAGACACCCAUCGAUUUCUUCUGUUGAAGUGCCAUACCGAACCAGCCAUCAAUGCAGAGCACAUUGGAAUGAACAGAGAGAUCCUUCGGCCGCUUGCCAAGGCCUUUGGCAAGUGCAAGGAGCUGGCCACAAAGCCGAUUCUGAAGUUAGUGCUUCAUGAACUGAAAGAUGCGAAGUCGGUGAUUAUCCCGAACAAAGUCGUCGGUUCCACGGCUUCGGUGCUGAAGAAGUUGCUACUUCAUACUCGCCGCCUGGCAGAGCGGUCGGAGAACCAACGUGAUCCGAAGGUGCAGAAGCAGAACCAACUGGACUUCAACAAGCCUGAGCUAGACAGGGAUGUCAAGAAAGUUCAGGUUUCCUUGGAGGAUGAUCUGCCAAGGUUCCCUUUGCCUGAGCCUUUGGAAGAGGACUGCAAGGGCCCAGAGAAGGGCUCUCGAUCGAGCCCAGCAUCUGAUCUGCAAGCGAAGGCCUACCUGCUUGCAAAGCUGAAGCAGAAGCUGAAGGAUCGUGUGCGAACUUCAAUGUCUUCGACAUUCGAAGUUUCUGACGAGGAAGCCCCUGCAGCAUGCCCCUUGGUUCCCGUCCAGCCUGCAGUGGAAGUUGCCUGGAAGGCCUCAGGGACUCAUGAGCAUCAGGAGGAGGAGGGCAUCGUGCUUACCCGCUCGAUGCAGCUUGCUCUAGCUGAAUCGAGGAAGAGGUUCUACAUCAUGCCCUACUGGAGCCGGGGUCAGCUUGGUAUCAGGGAGGGGACUUACACCGGCACCCAGAAGUUCUCUAUGACUGGUGCGAGAUCCAUGGCUUACAACAUUUUGUUGGCGAAUACGAUCGUCAAAUUCUUGGAAGGCUCACCCCACCUCUCGCUGUUCUCCAAAGAGAUCAAUGCCAUAGAGGAUGAGCUGGAGACUGUACAACAGCAGACCGCACCUUCUCUGCCAGAUCUCCGGUUGGAUUCAAACAUACUGAGUUUGCCGAGAACCGUGGAUGUAUUCCAUAAGCUGCUGUCUACAGACCGCAUGAGUCUUAAGCUGCCGAGACCGGGAGCCCUCGCCGGACAGGUCAUUAAGCACGGCAUCAGGGUGCUAGAAGACACACUGGCUUCCUACGGCCCCAUGGUCUACAAGAUAGGGUACAGCUACGAUCCGCACAACCGUUUCUUCAACCGCAGCUUCGGGUAUGUGCACGAACGGCAGAAGUGGGAGAAAAUGAUCGUGGUGUAUGUCAGCCACGAGACCCUGGGUCCUGCCUUCCUCGAGGCUGCUUUGAUCCAGAGGUUCAAAGGACAGCAAGGCUGUCGAAAUGAAAGAGAUGGAGGAGACACCGUGUGUGCCCACUUGGAUGGCCCCUUCUUCACUUAUUUUGUGUACCAAUCCUUCAAACGAGAGCCGUACCGAGCAGGAUUGUCUGGCAUGGACUAG
Symbiodinium sp. CCMP2456 is the source of this 1515-nucleotide messenger RNA. The record is from the annotation of a GenBank genome assembly. NCBI's taxonomy places the organism in Eukaryota, Dinophyceae, Suessiales, Symbiodiniaceae.